Messenger RNA from Nannospalax galili (Upper Galilee mountains blind mole rat), 1172 nucleotides. RefSeq names its product cytochrome c oxidase subunit 7A-related protein, mitochondrial (gene Cox7a2l). The record is from RefSeq and is a predicted model, not a curated record. Lineage: Eukaryota; Metazoa; Chordata; Mammalia; Rodentia; Spalacidae. The transcript is spliced from 3 exons. Bases 91 to 438 code for a protein of 115 amino acids. Gene Ontology annotation, biological process: mitochondrial respirasome assembly; regulation of oxidative phosphorylation; mitochondrial electron transport, cytochrome c to oxygen.
UGGUCUAGUCUUGGGCCGGCCCAAGGGGAAGCGGGGUCCUUCUCUGGGGCGGUCGCGCGGGCAGCGGCCGUGGGAAGCCGGACUCCAGGCAUGAUGUACUACAAAUUUAGUGGCUUCACGCAGAAGUUGGUUGGAACAUGGGCUUCGGAUGCGUAUACCCCGCAGGGAUUAAAGCCUAUGGCUUCCACAGAAGCCCCACCCAUCAUAUUUGCCACACCGACCAAAUUGACCUCUAAUGUGACGGCAUAUGAUUAUGCUGGGAAGAACAGAGUUCCAGAGCUGCAGAAAUUUUUCCAGAAACCUGACGGUGUGCCCAUCCACCUGAAACGAGGCCUGCCUGACCAGAUGCUUUAUCGGACUACCAUGGCGCUGACUGUGGGAGGGACCAUCUACUGCCUGAUCGCCCUCUACAUGGCUUCCCAGCCCAAAAACAAAUGAAUUUGCCUGUGGAGGACUGGUUUGCUAUAUGGCAUAAACCCUUUGAAUUUUGUGCAGUUUUUUUUUUUUUUCUCACUUGAAUGGUCUACUUAACAUUUUCACAAAACAAAGGAACAGAUAAGAAGACAGCACUUUGGUUUGUUUAUGAAAUGCAUAUGGCAUGUCAGAUGUCAGAGUUCAUUUGACAGUUAAAACUAUUGUUUAAGGGAAUGACACAGAGCUCUGUGUUUGGGCUCCUGAUUUCCCUGGAGGUUCUGGAUGAAGGUUGCUCACAGGCUCAUUGUCAGUCUGUGCUCAGGUCCUUGGGGACUUGGGCCUGUGUUUAUAAGCGUGGAGCACAGAACCCUUUCUGGGUUUGCAUGUGCCUGAUGAAGGAAGACAAAAGCCAAGACCGGGCCUGUGGAAUAAAGGUUUGAGCUAGCCACCUUGGGAUUUUUCCAGUAAAAUGUUAGUAGAAAUUAUUUGCAGUCUGCCUCUAUUCUUUGGGCAGUUUGUUUCAAAGGGUUAUUUGCCUCAUCCCAGAUCUUUAGUGAAGUGUUAUGUAUGAUUGUUGUGUAUUUAUUCCACCAUGGGAACAGAGAACACCUGUUCAGUGUUGCACUUUAGACUGGCAUCUGCUUUGUUAAUGCAACUGUACCAGAAAUUCUCCUUUAUCUUUUAAAAAUGUUACAACUUUAAAUUAUGAUUGAUUUGACUGUGGAGUAAAUACAUGAAUAAAACAUUUCAAGUUUGAA